This is a messenger RNA of Pleurotus ostreatus (oyster mushroom), 2817 nucleotides long. RefSeq lists its product as uncharacterized. Gene Ontology annotation, biological process: transmembrane transport; chloride transport. The transcript has 15 exons. NCBI's taxonomy places the organism in Eukaryota, Fungi, Basidiomycota, Agaricomycetes, Agaricales, Pleurotaceae. The record is from RefSeq and is a predicted model, not a curated record. Gene Ontology annotation, molecular function: voltage-gated chloride channel activity. Gene Ontology annotation, cellular component: membrane; early endosome; Golgi apparatus. The coding region runs from base 1 to 2817 and encodes 938 amino acids.
AUGCCCGACACAGAUAGCAGGCGUCCUGCUCCGGGCCCGUAUGAUCCCCCGACGACCACAACGACACGUAGGGAGCGUCUGAUGCGCAUUGGGAGCACUAGUGCUGUCCCCCAGCUGCGCGCUGACGGCGUUGUCCCCGAUUUCACAGAUGCCGCCCACGACGAGCAGACGGCACUCCACUGUGAGCAGAACAAGCCUACAUCGUACGGGACGCUGCCCCCCUCACCGGUUCGCCGGCUAUGGAACAAACCUACCUUGAACUUUCGCUCCCGAAGACAGCUCCCGAAUAAGAAUAUCCCUCGCCUUGAUUUGAGCAGACGCUCCGCUUCGGCCUCCGCCUCUCAUACGCCGUCGCACUCGCCCAGCGCGUCCAUUCGCAACUUUACCAUCUCUCGGUUGACGCUUCAGAGACCCAUCUCUGCUUACGAUGCCCAACUACAGGAUCCCAAACGCAGCCCUGCGGACGAAGGCGCGGAGCUAGACGCCAAAAUCAAUGGUAUUCGAGUAUGGUACUCCUCGUUCACAUCCAUUGAUUGGCUCCACGACGCUAUCAAGGACUCGGUUCGCUUUGCACGUCUCAGGCGUAGACGUGGCUCCGUCCGGUCCCGAAUUCGCUUGAUCUUCGACAAAAGUGUCGGAUGGAUCAUCGUAACCAUUGUAGGGUUUCUGACAGCCAUAGUUGCCUUCUUGGUCGUGCGCAGCGAGCAAUGGCUAUUCGACAUCAAAGAAGGCUAUUGUACAGAUUCAUGGACCAAAGCGAAGCGUUUCUGCUGCCCAGGGACAGACAACGUGUUCCACUUGCAGCCAGAGGAGGAUUGCCCCAGUUGGAGAACCUGGUCUGAUGCAUUGGGUCAACACGGAAGUGACGAUGAUGCAGGUGUUGAAUUCGUCCAAUACCUUGUCUAUGCAUUUGUUGCUCUCCUCCUCGCAAUCACCUCGUCCUUGCUGACGAUCUAUCUCACAAAGUCUACUACCUUCGUAACGCGCAAAGAAUCUGGGGUUCUGGCUCCGCAAUUUGCUGAGGACAAGUCUUCCGCGUCUCCCAACGUUCCUGCCAUCAAACGCAAAGUCCUUUAUUAUGCUGCCGGUAGUGGUAUUCCUGAGAUCAAGACGAUCCUUUCUGGCUUUGUGAUCCAUGGCUACCUUGGAGGUCGUACACUGUUUACCAAGUCAGUAGGCUUAGCCCUGUCAGUUGCUUCAGGCCUAUCCCUUGGCAAAGAAGGCCCAUUCGUCCACAUUGCGAGCUGUAUUGGAAAUAUCGUCAGCCGCUUUCACAGCAAAUAUGAGAAUAACGAAGCUAAACGUCGAGAGAUCUUGAGCGCAGCGUGUGCAGCUGGCGUGGCAGUAGCCUUCGGUGCCCCAAUUGGAGGCACAUUGUUCAGUUUAGAGGAAGUUUCUUACUACUUUCCUCCCAAGGUCAUGUGGAGAAGUUUCUUCUGUGCGAUGAUUGCAGCCAUCACUCUCAAAAUGCUUGACCCAUUUGGCACUGGUAAACUCGUUCUGUUUCAAGUGACCUACGAUAAGGAUUGGCACGCCUACGAACUCGUUCCCUUCGUCCUUCUUGGCAUAUUCGGGGGGAUCUAUGGUGCCUAUUUCUCCAAGUUAAACUACAGAUGGAGCAAGAACGUCCGUAACAAGACCUGGCUUGGUGCCCACCCUAUAGCCGAAGUAGCUCUGGUCACUUUAUUGACAACAUGGCUAUGCUUCCUCAACCCAUAUACUCGGAUGGGUGGUACAGAGUUGGUGGCGAACCUCUUCGCCGAAUGCCGUAAAGGAUCGUCAGACUACUCUGACCUAUGCGUAUUGGACGCAAGUACCUUCGCACACAUCUGGCCUGUGAUCAGCGCAAUCCUAGUGGCCUUGGUCGUCAAAGGCACCCUCACGAUCAUUACAUUCGGGAUCAAAGUCCCCGCUGGCAUCUUCAUUCCAACUUUGGGUGUUGGUGCAUGUGCAGGCAGAAUCCUCGGCAUUUUCAUGCAAUACCUGCAAGCCAGACACCCAGAAUCGCGAAUGUUUGCCGCAUGCGGAGGGGACCUUGACUGUGUUGUCCCUGGAUUAUAUGCCAUGGUUGGUGCCGCGGCAGCCUUAUCUGGUGUCACCAGAACGACCGUAUCUUUGGCUGUUAUCAUGUUUGAACUGACUGACACGUUAACUUAUGCCGUGCCUGUUAUGUUGUCUGUGCUUGUCGCUAAAACCAUGGCGGAUGCGCUCGAACCGAAGGGAAUUUAUGACCUCGUUAUCGAGCUUUCGCAACUGCCAUAUCUGGAUACGAAGCACGAGUACCUUUGGGGUCAUUUACAAAUCGGCGAUGCGACUGAUAGAGAUGUCAGCACCAUCAAGCUCGACAAGAAGAAUACCGUAAAGAGCCUGCGAGAUCAGCUGCAAAGUCUGGUCGAUUCGGGUAAUGACGAUAGUGGGUUUCCCAUUUUGAGGGUAGAUCCCCACGAAAAUGGAUGGCGAAUGGUCGGCUAUAUUGGGGCUAACGAGCUCGAACAUGCGCUCAGCCUCGUAGCCGACGACGCUGAUGAGGAGGUCUUCUUCCAUACAAACUAUCCCCAUCACUCAAUGGCCUCUUCGUCGCUCUCUUCGCUGCACGAAGCGGACGAACGAGAGCAAAACAUGUUCGACUUUAGUAUUUACAUGGAUCAAGCUCCCCUCACUUUGACAUCGAACUCUCCGCUUGAGAUGCUUCAGCAGUUCUUUUCCAAACUCGGCGCCCGUUACGUUGUAAUCACCGACAUUGACGGCUACUAUGAAGGUGUCGUCGACAAGAAGACCUGGUUGGCCUUUUUGAGUGACCUCGAAGAAAGAUCAUGA